AUGCCAUACGGUCAUUAUGCUGCUGAUGGUGGCAACACUGAGCCUAAGAAAAACGCUCGUGAUCAACGAAGAGAAAAACCAUCGUCCUCAGCACCACAUGAAUCAAAAUCAGCACCCAAAGAAAAACUGUCCUUGUUCACAAAACUAAAACAUGCCAUCUUUGGCUCGUCGAAAAAAUCCGAAACAGCGUCGUCACAAAGCGCAUCAUCAAAACUACGUCCUUGUGCAGACUCAGUUUAUUGUCUAAAGCAAAAUGCUAGAGAUCACAUCUCUGAAUACAGUCAUCCAUGUCGCUUUAAUGAAUUAUGUCGAAAUCCAGAGAACGAACCUCAUUUGACACAUGCACAUCAUAAAGCUUCUCUUUGUUCAGACGAUAAAGAUUGUACUAGAAGAACAGAUCCUAUACACCGAGCUAAGUAUCGUCAUACAAAUUUACCUGAUUAUCUCUAUCCAUGUCGAUAUCAAGAAUCAUGCAGAGAACAGUCAGAUGAGCAUCGAAUAAAAUUCUUUCAUGGCGAGGAAUUGCCUUCAGUCAAAAAGAACAAGUCUCGAACAGCUGAUAGAACAGCAAAAUCGAAAUUAACACCAUGCAGAUAUGGUGCUGAUUGUCGAAUGAUGAAGAAAUCAGAACACUGUGCACAAUAUUCGCACCCUACUAAUUCAUUUUAA
Messenger RNA from Adineta ricciae, 669 nucleotides. The record is from the annotation of a GenBank genome assembly. Lineage: Eukaryota; Metazoa; Rotifera; Eurotatoria; Adinetida; Adinetidae.